Drosophila elegans is the source of this 1335-nucleotide messenger RNA. It is a transcript of the gene Ctns, whose product is annotated as cystinosin homolog. Gene Ontology annotation, molecular function: L-cystine transmembrane transporter activity. Bases 32 to 1243 code for a protein of 403 amino acids. Gene Ontology annotation, cellular component: lysosomal membrane. The transcript is spliced from 7 exons. Gene Ontology annotation, biological process: L-cystine transport. The record is from RefSeq and is a predicted model, not a curated record. Lineage: Eukaryota; Metazoa; Arthropoda; Insecta; Diptera; Drosophilidae.
AGAAGAUGCCAACAGGUCUGGAGGCUCACGCAUGAGUAAGAAGACAAACCAGACCAGAAUGGAUCGGCAUGUGAGCACAUUCCGCCUGGCUUUCCUGCUCCUGGUCACAGUUGCUCUGGGAAAGGCACAAGCCAGUCAACUCACCGUCGAUUCCCAUGACAUCACCGUACUCCUGAAUACAAACGAGACCUUCGUGGUGUUCGCCAGCGAGGCGCUAACGACCGCAGUGCAAGUGACGCUGGGCACGGAUUCCGAUGACCACUUGAGCCUGAAUCCGACGCAAUUCACUUAUCCGGCCGGCAGUACCCAGAAUCAGACGGUGGUGAUAACUGGCCACAGUGCUGGCUAUGUGAAAGUGGUCGCCGAUAGCGAUGCUGCAAGCAAAGAGAUCGUAAAGGAUGUCUUUGUGCGCGUGACAGUGGCAAAAUCACGGGCUCUAAUAUACACCUCUCUUGUCUUCGGAUGGGUGUACUUUGUGGCCUGGUCGGUGUCCUUCUAUCCGCAGAUCUGGAUCAACUUCCGCCGCAAGUCGGUGGAGGGUCUCAACUUCGACUUCGUCACCCUGAACAUCGUGGGCUUCACGCUGUACAGCAUGUUCAACUGCGGCCUCUACUUCGUCAAGGAUCUGCAGGACGAGUACGAGGAGCGGCAUCCCCUCGGCGUGAAUCCCGUGAUGCUCAACGAUGUGGUGUUCUCCCUGCAUGCCAUGUUUGCCACCGUCGUUACGAUCCUGCAGUACUUUUUCUAUCAGAGGGCCCAGCAAAGAGUAUCGUACAUUGCCUAUGGAAUCCUGGGAAUCUUUGCCGUGGUCGUUAUUGUGUCGGCCGGCUUGGCCGGAGGCAACGUCAUCCACUGGCUGGACUUCCUGUACUACUGCAGCUACGUGAAGCUGACCAUCACGAUCAUCAAGUACGUGCCGCAGGCUCUGAUGAACUACCGCCGCAAGAGCACUUCCGGCUGGAGCAUCGGCAACAUCCUGCUGGACUUCACGGGCGGCACUCUAAGUAUGCUGCAGAUGAUCCUGAAUGCCCACAACUACGACGACUGGGUGUCCAUAUUCGGAGAUCCCACCAAGUUUGGACUGGGUCUCUUCUCAGUGCUCUUCGACAUUUUCUUCAUGCUGCAGCACUACGUUUUCUACAGGCAUUCGAGACAAACUUCGAGCUCUGAUCUCACCACCGAAACAGAAGCCCAGAAUCGAUCAACUGAAUCGCCGAGCGAUGUGACGACUGAGAAAUAUUAGCUCAUUAAUAAUGUUCUGCCAAUAGCGACUUUUUGUACAUUUAAGAAUUGUAAAUAUAUGUGUACGCCCUAGCUGCAUAAGCUUUAUCUAAA